This is a messenger RNA of Closterium sp. NIES-67, 1470 nucleotides long. The record is from the annotation of a GenBank genome assembly. NCBI's taxonomy places the organism in Eukaryota, Viridiplantae, Streptophyta, Zygnematophyceae, Desmidiales, Closteriaceae.
CAUCGCUUCACUGCAUUUGAGUUUCGGCCUCGAGCAGCAAACUAGAGCGUUCUUCCGAGCACUCACCGCGAGAUACCCGUUCCGCCGUCCAGCACGCGCAGCACGGCAGCGUCGGUCGCGGACAUGGUGGCGACAUGUUCAGCCGCCCGCAUUGCGGGAACUUGCCACGCGACCCACGCCAAGGCGCCUAGAGCCAGCCAUAGCCAGCCGUUAUCGUCGCGCGUGGCGGCACUGAACGCGCCGUGUCUGACUGGCCUCAGACGGAUCGCAUCUCCGAGAGAAAGCCGCGACUUUGCGGUGUCCGUCCGAUCGAGCGCGCGGGUAGCGAUGGCAGCAGCGGGGUCCGCGGCGUCCAGGCGCGAGCUGCCGUUCAGCAAGUACCAGGGCAUCGGCAACGACUUCAUCCUCGUGGACAACCGCCAUUCGUCGGAGCCGUUGGUGUCACAGGAGGAGGCGGCGCGGCUGUGCGACCGCAACUUCGGCGUGGGGGGCGACGGGGUGAUCUUCCUGCUGCCAGGCGCGCAGGGCGCCGACUACUCCAUGCGCAUCUUCAACAGCGACGGCUCCGAGCCCGAGAUGUGUGGCAACGGCAUCCGCUGCUUGGCGCGCUUCAUCGCUGACGCCACCAACUCGCAGGGCACGCAAACCAUAUCCAUAUCCACGCUGGCCGGCGUGAUGCAGGCACACAUGCGCGCAGAUGGCCAGGUGCGCGUGGACAUGGGCGAGCCCAUCCUGGCGCCCGCGCUCAUCCCCACGCUGCUGCCCGCUACCUCCCCUGAGGGCGCCGUGGUGCGCGCGCCGCUGGAGGUGGACGGGGUGACGUGGCAGGUGACGUGCGUGAGCAUGGGCAACCCGCACUGCAUCACCUUCAGCAGCUCCGCCAGCCCCGAGGGGCUGGACGUGGCCAGCAUCGAUCUGCACCGCAUUGGACCCAUGUUUGAGAAUCACCCCGCCUUCCCCGCUCGCACCAACACAGAGUUUGUGGAGGUCAUAUCGCGCAACGAGCUCCGCAUGCGAGUUUGGGAGCGAGGGGCAGGCCCCACCCUAGCGUGUGGCACGGGCACAUGCGCGCUCGUGGUGGCGGCUGUGCUGGAAGGCCGCGCCGAGCGGAGCUGCCUGGUGCAUCUGCCGGGCGGCCCGCUGGAGAUAGAGUGGCGGGAGGAGGACAACCGCAUCCACAUGACGGGCCCCGCUGAUCUCGUCUUCGCCGGCACCGUUGUGCUCUAGUCACAACACGAGCAUUGGCGAUGGCGGCUGCUAGAGCGGUGCUUGCAGGCCUGUGAUAAGGCUACGAGGGGCUCACAACAGUGCUGGGGCACUGCUGCGAGGUGCUGCGUGCUGCUGUCUGCCUCGACGUGGAUAACAUGCAUUGAGUUUAGCUUUUGUGGGCAAGAUAAAUAUUGCAGGAGCUUAUGAAUGACAUACAUCGGUGUAUGGUAUACAGCGUUAUCUGAUUCACAUGCCAAGAGC